AUGAUUGCCCCAGGCAGACCAGAACAGUUAUUACUUAAAACCUUCCCCAAAUUCCACUCUGGGGAGAAAGUGCUGUGCUUCGAGCCUGACCCAACCAAAGCGCGGUAUGAUGCCAAGAUUGUCAAUGUUAUUGUUGGGAAAGACAAAAAAGGCAGAAAGAUCCCAGGAUAUCUGAUCCAUUUUAAUGGUUGGAACAGAAGCUGGGAUAGAUGGGCAGCCAAAGAUCAUGUGCUGCAUGAUACUGAUGAAAAUCAUAGAUUACAGCAUAAAUUGGCAAGAAAAGCUGUAGUAGCUCGCCUGAACACAAGAAGAAAGAAGAAGUGCUGUAGGUUACCUGGUGUUGACUCUGUCUUAAAAAGCCUCCCUGUUGAAGAAAAUGAUGAAAAUUCCAUAAGCAGAUCCUCUGAUGACAAUGGUGAAGAAAAGAAUGAAGAAAUAAGUAAAGGAAGUGAUAUUGAAGUAAAGACUGAAGUAAAAGAAGAACUAGAGCUGCAAACAAAAAAGGGAAUGGAAGAAAGGACAAUAACUAUAGACAUCCCCAAAGUUCUGAAGAAGCAGCUUGAGGGUGAUUGUUACUAUAUUAAAAGGAGGAAAUGGUUAGUGAAACUUCCAUGCCAGACCAACAUCAUAACUAUUUUGGAAUCCUAUGUGAAGCAUUUUGCUAUUAAUGCAGCCUUUUCUGCCAAUGAGAGGCCUUGUCACCACCAUGCUAUGGUACACACCAACAUGAAUGUGCAUUAUGUCCCAACAGAAAAGAAUGUUGACCUUUGUAAGGAGAUGGUGGAUGGAUUAAGAAUAACCUUUGAUUACACUCUCCCACUGGUUUUGCUUUACCCAUAUGUACAAGCUCAGUGUAAAAAGAUUACUUAAUCUAAAUUUUUUCUUCCAAUUAAGGAAAGUGCCACAAACACUAAUAGGAGCCAGGAAGAGCUCUCUCCAAGCCCACCUUUGCUGAAUUCAUCUACACCACAGUCCACAGAGAGUCAGCCCACAACUGGUGAACCAACCAACUCCAAGAGGCGCAAAGCUGAGCCAGAAGCAUUGCAGUCUCUGAGGUGGUCCAUGCACCAUAGCACCAACUGUGACAGACUGUCUGAGAGCAGUGCUUCACCUCAGUCCAAGCAAAGGCAGCAGGACACGUCUGCCAGCAUGCCCAAGUUGUUUCUGCACCUGGAAAAGAAGACACCGGUUCAUAGCAGAUCAUCUUCUCCUAUUCCUCUGACUCCUAGUAAGGAAGGAAGUGCUGUGUUUGCUGUCCUUGAAGGGAGAAGAAUUAAUGAAAUAAAUGAGGUCCUCUCCUGGAAGCUUGUGCCUGACUAUUACCCUCCAGGUGACCAGUCACCACCACCCUCUUAUAUUUAUGGGGCACAACAUGUGUUGUGAUUAUUUGUAAAACU
Sciurus carolinensis (gray squirrel) is the source of this 1397-nucleotide messenger RNA. Its product is annotated as male-specific lethal 3 homolog. Gene Ontology annotation, cellular component: MSL complex; nucleus; NuA4 histone acetyltransferase complex. NCBI's taxonomy places the organism in Eukaryota, Metazoa, Chordata, Mammalia, Rodentia, Sciuridae. The record is from RefSeq and is a predicted model, not a curated record. Gene Ontology annotation, biological process: regulation of DNA-templated transcription; chromatin organization.